AAAACUCCGUAACAUCUCCAUCUACCAUGCUUAAGUUUCUCAGUGUCAUGGCCUCAUGGUUCCCCUCAAAUGCCGUCUGUAAAAUCUAGCUACUUUCUUGGUUUGCACAACAAUGGAAGCACCAUCGCUUCUUCUCCACUCAAAGACAAUCUCAUUUCCUUUUUCUUUUACAAACAAUCAAAAACUUUCUUUCAGGCAUUUCAACAAACACGUACAGUGCCAGUUAUCAAGUAGUAAUGCCAACAGCUCUCGGCAUCGCCACGACCUUAAACGAAUCAAGGCCUCAUCGAAUUCACAUUUAUCUUUUUACCCGUUACAGUUAGAAUUACGAAGAAGAAGGACAACUCAUUUGUGGUCUGCUCUAAAUUGCUCGUAUUCCAGCACUGCGAGCCCAGAUUCCGAAACCUCACUAGUUAAACGGUUCAAGAACAUAUUCUUUGAUUGGUUGAAGAGAACACUUUUCGAGUUAACUCCUUUUGGUAUCGCGAAGUUAACGGUAAUCUUAGCCGUUUCAGUUGCAACCACGAAAUGGGCUGUGAACUUGCUCUUGAACCCGUUUUUCUGGAUGUAUUUUAGCUGGACUUGGUUAUUCUGGCCCUGGUUUGUAGCUACGGCCCUUGCGGUUUAUGGGUUGUACUGUUUUCGAAAGCAUUUGAUUGGUGAAGCAAGCAUCUUCGAGCAGCUUGCUAUUGUUUCUUCAGUUUUUACUUGGCUGACGCUGGUGCCGCCUGCCUUUUUCAAUGGAUUCCUUGAAGGAUGGCCUUUUGUUUUCUUCUUCGUCUACCAUUACUUCUUCUUCUUCAAUGUUAGUGUGAGAAAACGAUUGUAUGGAGAUUACUACGUGCGCCCGCAUGAUCCAAAGUGGGACGUGAAUGUACCCAAAUGGCAGCAACUUCUGUUCUGCGUUGGUAUCAUGGUUGGGCAUUGGCUCGCGGCCUUUGAAGGGCCAGAGCUGCAUCUUGUACCAGGUGGGUGGAGCAAUGUGGGGAUUUGGGUUUUGAUAGUGGUUACUCUGCUAAUGCAGUACAACUCUACGUUAUAUCUUGCAAAGUAUUCAGAGAAAGUGGUGGUGCCAACGGCUGUUGUGCAGUUUGGACCGUAUAGAUGGGUCAGGCAUCCAAUUUAUGUAUCUACAAUGCUUCUCUUUAUGACUUACUGUGUUGCUCUUCGGGCGCCAUUGAGCUUGCUAUUUGUUACGGUGGUUUGCUUGGUUUAUUAUGAGCAGAAGGCAAGACUUGAAGAAAAUUUGAUGGUGGAGACAUUUGGAGACAGAUACUUGGAAUAUGCAAAUAAAGUGAGUAUAAUGCACUUAAAUACAAGGGUGAAAGCUCCUCUUUUGGAGGUUAUUUCAAUCAAAGUUUCUCCAUAGGGAAUAUCCAGGUUGCAGGUUUGUUUUAGCAAGAACAUCUACUGGAUUUCUGAUAGCUCAUAGAUGUAUAAUUAAAUAAUUAUCAUUUUUAGGUUUUAGUCACGCAUUUUUAAGUAAUCCUCUGUUUCUGCACAUCAUAUACGACAUAUAUGUUUUGAAAAUGAUAUCGUUGGUUGUUUCAAGUUGUUUUCAUUUCUGCUCGACACUUCGGACAAUCCACACCAUGUUUUGGAUUGGCCAUGAAAAAUCAUAUCUUGUUCACUUAUUCGAUGACAUAGAACUAAAUUUUUGUGUCUGCAUGAUUGAGAUUGAUAUAAAACCCUUAGAAAAUCAAGGAGAGAGUCAAAUUCCUACAGCGGCAGAGAGGUUCAUGCACUAGCAUUCAUCUACUCUUGGCAGUCAUAUUUCUCCUCCUUCACGCAAGUCAUUUAGACCUUUUUGUCACCCAUGUAAGUCUUUCUCAAGUGCUAUGCUCCCAAGUCAGCUAUCUGACGUGGAAUUUCAGCGUACACUACCCAAUUCGACACCUGUCAUAAACCCAAAUGCCUUGUACAGUUGUAGUUUUUGUCGUUGAUAGGAAGCCAAAAAGUUUACUUGGCCAAGGUUGUGUACCAGAAAAGAAGACAAGAGAGAAAUAUCUUGUGUUCUUGAUGGCUACCCCUGCAUUUCAUCCACAAAACAAAACCACACAAAUUUGAUCCUCAAAAAACACAAACUCCUUUUUUCCCCCUUCCUUUUCUUUUUCUUUAUCUUUUUUCUGUCACUUUCCUGUUUUUUUUUUUGCAUUUUUGCAUUUUUCUUCUCUGCAAAAUACAUUUCACAUUACAAAACCCUAAAUGCAUAAUCAUGACCCACCUACACAAACUUAAUAAACAAAAAAAAAAAAAUUUUAAAAA
Molecule: messenger RNA, 2265 nt
Organism: Carica papaya (papaya)
Lineage: Eukaryota; Viridiplantae; Streptophyta; Magnoliopsida; Brassicales; Caricaceae
Product: protein C-terminal S-isoprenylcysteine carboxyl O-methyltransferase
Source: RefSeq, a predicted model, not a curated record